UCUCUUGUCUCUCAGCCACACCCCACCAUAUAUCCCAAUUAAGCAUUUAGUCUCAAAGAACUGCUAGUAUUGGUAAAUGAAGGACAGUUCUGCAGCUUUGUCAAUGGAGAAUUUGUUGGGGCUUCUCAAGAUUCAUAUUCACAGAGGUAUAAACUUGGCCAUCAGAGAUGUCUGCAGCAGCGACCCUUACGUUGUGGUUCGCUUGGGCAAGAAACAGAAAUUAAAGACCAAAGUGGUGAACAAUAGCGUGAAUCCUGAGUGGAACGAACACUUGACUCUGUCUAUUACAGAUCCAACUCUCCCCAUCAGAUUGCAAGUGUAUGACAAAGAUACAUUCAGUAUGGAUGAUAAGAUGGGCGAUGCAGAAUUUGACAUCUUACGUUUCAUGGAAGUUGUGAAGAUGGAGUUGGCAGACAUCCCAAACGGGAGCAUAAUAGCUAAGGUGAAACCGAGCCGAGAGAAUUGCCUAGCUGAAGAAAGUGACAUCGUUUGGGAAAAUGAUAAGGUUGUGCAGAAGAUGGUGCUUAGAUUGCAGAAUGUGGAGUGUGGUGAGGUGGAGCUCGAGUUGGAAUGGGUCUCUCUUCGUCCUACCACUUCCAAUAAGGGUCAUUAGUCACUGUCUGUAAUUGGGGAAAAGCGUACCCUGUAUAUCUGAUUGUACAAUGCUCACCGUAUAAUCAAGUAUUUAACGUUAAAAGAAAUGAGUAUAAUAUUGAAAAGCAAUGAAUAAUGGUAUUAAAUUA
Messenger RNA from Cuscuta europaea, 743 nucleotides. NCBI's taxonomy places the organism in Eukaryota, Viridiplantae, Streptophyta, Magnoliopsida, Solanales, Convolvulaceae. The record is from the annotation of a GenBank genome assembly.